Cavenderia fasciculata is the source of this 225-nucleotide messenger RNA. RefSeq lists its product as uncharacterized. The record is from RefSeq and is a predicted model, not a curated record. Lineage: Eukaryota; Evosea; Eumycetozoa; Acytosteliales; Cavenderiaceae. The transcript is spliced from 2 exons. Bases 1 to 225 code for a protein of 74 amino acids.
AUGGAUCAACAACAACAACAACAACAAUUAUCACAAUAUUUAGAUCAAGUCAUAUUCAUUCUAUUAUUCAAAGAUUGCGCAGUAGAGGUAAUAGAGUAUGAUUUUGAAAAUCGAUUUAGAUAUGCAAACGAAAUCAAAUCACUGGCAAGUGUUUGCAAGAGAUGGUUCAAUACGAUCAAGAUUGCAUUGAAAUUGAUGCUCGGUUUAGGAUUCCAACCAGUCUAA